UUUAAUCGCGAAAACAAGGGAAGCAAUGGCUACCUUUGCGACAAAUUGUUUUAAAAUAUCUUUCUCCUCAAAGUUAUUGCUGACAUGCAAUGGAUCGAGGCAUUUUUCAUCGUCAACGGCUUUGGCAGCCCGGAUGGGCUUCAUAGGGCUGGGUAACAUGGGAGGUCACAUGGCCCGCAAUCUGAUCAAGAAAGGACACCAGCUGGUUGUGUACGAUGUCUCCGCUGAUAAUGUGAAGGCAAUCAAGGAAGCUGGUGCAGAGGUUGCUGGUUCCCCCGCUGAGGUUGCCUCAAGGGUCACCAGCCUGGUCAGCAUGCUUCCCGAGAGCUCCCAUGUACAGCAGGUCUACACAGGGCCGAAAGGGAUAUUCAGUGCUGUUCAGAAAGGCUCCCUACUUAUGGACUGCAGCACCAUCGACCCCUAUGUGUCCAGGACCAUGGCAACCAUUGCUAAGCAACAUGGGGCUGAGUUUGUAGAUGCCCCUGUCUCAGGAGGUGUGAAUGCUGCCCGCGAUGCUGUGCUGACUUUCAUGGUGGGAGGACCUGACAGUGCGUACAAUGCAGCCAGCCUCUACCUCAGCUGUAUGGGCAAGAAUGUGGUGCACUGUGGACCUGUAGGCAAUGGACAGGCAGCCAAGAUCUGCAACAACAUGCUGUUGGGUAUCUCCAUGAUAGGCACUUCCGAGACCAUGAACCUUGGCAUCAAGUUAGGGCUGGACCCAAAGUUGCUUGCCAAGAUUCUGAACAUGAGUUCUGGGCGAUGCUGGUCGUCUGAAGUUUACAACCCCUGUCCUGGGGUCCUUGAAGGGGUGCCAUCCAGCAAUGACUACAAGGGAGGAUUUGGGACCGCGCUUAUGACCAAGGACCUGGGUCUAGCUCAAAAUGCAGCGACUGCAGCGAAAUCGCCCACACCACUGGGGUCUUUGGCUCACCAGAUCUACCGAACCAUGACCAAUCAUGGGUUUGGCGGAAAAGAUUUCUCAUCGGCUUUUAAAUUCUUGCAGGAUCAGAAUGAGCAGAAGAAAUAACAUCAUGAUGUACAUGUGUUAAUUCCCCAGUGGAAAUACUCAAUAUCAUGUCAAUUACUGAAUAUAAGUUUGUUAGAAAAUUUUGAAUUCAUGUUCUUGGUUUAAGAAAUUUGAUACAAGAAUUUAAUAUCCAUAUACAAAUAUUGAUUAUACAUGCUUUUUUUCUACUGUAUUGAUAAUUUUCUUAAAAAACUUUUCUUUAAUGUUACUUAUAAAAAGUGUUGUUAAAAUUUACCUUGUGAAAUAUGUUUAUUUAAAAAUAACAUGCAUUUUGCGCAGGCUAUGCAAAGCUAGAAAUGUCUUGUGAUUGAAUAAUAUUGGAUGUAAUUGUCACAUAUUAGAAAGGGUGUUUUAGCAGCUAACCAGAUAUCAGACUUCAUGUUACUGGUAGAUACAUCAGUAUGUUUUGGUGUUUUUUGUUACCAUGUAUUUUAAGAAUUCAAAGAAGUUAUUUUCAAUCUUGACCACUUAAACAGGAACGUUUGGGGAAAGAGCUUGACAGUGAUAGGGACUGCAAAAUUCCAAAGUCAAAUUAGUUGUUUCCAUGAUAGGUUGUGUUUAGAAAUUACAUUUUCAAAUACUUAUACUUUGUGGAAUAUGCAAAUGGCGAUGUUGUUUAUGCUAGGAAUUGUUGAAUGAAAUGUGGAAUUCUGUCAAUGGAAUAGCGACUACUGUACGUACGUGCAGUACAGCAGUUUAAUUUAUAAUAUAGUGUAUAGCCUUUACAUGAAAUGCCAUUUGGGUUGUUGUGUUGGAAACAUGAUUGAAUUUUGUUGUUUAUCAGGGAUUUAUCCUUUACUUUUAACAAUUGAGACUGUCAAUAAAUUGUAAACAACUAUAA
Molecule: messenger RNA, 1868 nt
Organism: Dreissena polymorpha
Lineage: Eukaryota; Metazoa; Mollusca; Bivalvia; Myida; Dreissenidae
Product: probable 3-hydroxyisobutyrate dehydrogenase, mitochondrial
Exons: 9
Coding region: 26-1027 (333 amino acids)
Biological process (GO): L-valine catabolic process
Cellular component (GO): mitochondrion
Molecular function (GO): 3-hydroxyisobutyrate dehydrogenase activity; NAD binding; NADP binding
Source: RefSeq, a predicted model, not a curated record